This is a messenger RNA of Rodentolepis nana, 1029 nucleotides long. The record is from the annotation of a GenBank genome assembly. NCBI's taxonomy places the organism in Eukaryota, Metazoa, Platyhelminthes, Cestoda, Cyclophyllidea, Hymenolepididae.
AUGAUUUCUGGCAGCACAGGAGGCAUUGCUGGUAGCCCUCCCCACGAUUUUUCAGCCCCAAAUGUCGAAUCCAUUUUUGCCCAGCCAACUUGCUGUUGCGGUUGCUGUGGGCUUCAAAGCACAAAUCAAUCCGGAAAAAAGCCAGUGAAUACAAAUUCUGGAAAGCAGACUCAAGUUCUUUCCUUCCCUGAUUCCAAGGCUCCUCUUUCGGGAUUUAACGAAAGGAGCCGGAUUAACAUAUCAACCUCAAGGGAAACGUCUUGGAAAACAGAUUUUCAAUGUCCGAGUUACUCCGGGUUUAAACCUAAUGAAACUCAAAUUCAAUCUGUGGGUCAAAUGCCCCAGCAGCACUGCUGUUUUCCACCAAUAAUGAGUGGAGGCAGUGUUGAAGUGGUCAAAGUCGGAGAAGGUCCACCGCUAACGUGGGCUGAUUUACAAAGACAUGGCGCGUUUGCAUUUCCGGAGGGAGACGAUUGGGCAACGCCGGUACAACCUCAGAGACCAUCACCAGUUCAACAACCCCUUCAAAUGCCAUCGCAAAAAUGUCAAUCAUGGAAGACUUUCAGUUCAAGUGAACAGAAACGUACACCAAUUUCUGAAUAUAGCAAUUGGUCACAACGAAAGAAAGCCCCUCAAACUGUUCUGGAGAUUCCACCUGAAUUCAUGAUUCACCAACCAGCACCGCUGGCACAAGUACAGCCACAACAAAUGGGGAAUCCAAAGCCGAUGAACUGUUUCUUUGAUCAAUCAAAACUCACUACAACAACUGCUCAAACUGAAUCUGCCGUGAACUACCCCCAACACUGUCAUCACCCUAUGGUGGUGUCAUAUCCAUAUGCCUAUAAUCAAUGCUCAUGUGGAGGACAGAACUACGGCGUUGAACCAUGGCAAAACCCUGGAGGAGAAGCUACCACCACUCCGAUGAGACCAAUUUCCGAAGUUCAGCAACAAAAAAAGUUCAGCUUACCGCCGGCCAGUCACCACUCCCCUGAACAGCGCACAAGUUAUCGUGCUAAGCGCAUCUUUUGA